Arabis nemorensis is the source of this 864-nucleotide messenger RNA. Lineage: Eukaryota; Viridiplantae; Streptophyta; Magnoliopsida; Brassicales; Brassicaceae. The record is from the annotation of a GenBank genome assembly.
AUGUGGCGAGCAGUAAUUGCGCCACGUGACACGAUGAUAAAUGAGGCUCAUCCAAAGGUCGCGUUCAUGUUUCUGACGAGGUGGAAUUUGCCGUUGUCCCCUCUUUGGGAAAUGUUCUUCAAAGGGAAUGAAGGGUUUUAUUCCAUUUAUGUUCAUACCUCGCCGGAGUUCACUGAGGAGCCGCCGGAAUCAUCAGUGUUUUACAAGAAACGUAUACCAAGCAAGGCCGUGGAGUGGGGAAAAUUGUCGAUGAUGGACGCGGAGAAGCGUCUUCUAUCUCACGCGCUUCUAGAACCUUCCAACGCUCGCUUCGUCCUCCUCUCGGAGACUUGCAUCCCUCUCUUCAACUUCACAACAGUCUACACAUACCUCACGCGCUCCACGCGCUCUUUCCUCGGCUCAUUCGAUGACCCAAGGCGCCUGGGCCGAGGCCGUUACAGUCCUAAAAUGCUCCCACACGUGUCGCUCUCCGAUUGGCGCAAAGGUAGCCAGUGGUUCGAGAUUUCACGGAGAGUCGCCGCCGAGAUUAUCUCCGACCGUCGGUACUACGCUGUCUUCGAGGCUCACUGCCGACCGCCGUGUUACAUCGACGAGCAUUAUCUUCCGACGUUGGUUAACAAGAUAUGUCCGGAAAUGAAUUCGAACCGGACCGUGACGUGGGUGGAUUGGUCGAGGGGUGGGUCCCAUCCAGCAAGGUUUGUAAGGAAGGAUAUCCGGGUCGGGUUUCUUGAUAGGAUCCGGUUUGGGUCGAAUUGUAGCUACGAGGGUGAGGUGACGAAUGUGUGUUUUCUUUUUGCGAGGAAGUUUCAUGUGAGCACACUCGAGCCUCUCAUGAAGCUUACUCCAUAUUUGUUUGGAAUUUAG